UUACGGAAAUUCAGGGGUCUGGUGCUGGAUCGUCCAUGACGUGAGCUGGAGAAUGGGCGUGUGGUAUGGCCCCAUGUUUUGCGUGACUAUCGGCUUAUCCAUUCUGUACAUUGGCAUCGUUAUGAAGAUUCGCUCUAUGCUCAACAUCUGGCGCGAAACUCUUACUCCCGAAGUAGACAAGAAAUCGUUGAAGGGAGAAGUUCUUCCGCUGUUGUUUUACCCACUUGUUUACAUCAUAUUAUACAUCAUACCCAUAGUUAACAGAAUCCACAACGCCAUGUAUCCCAAGGACCCAGAGUUCGAACUGGUUGUCCUCGCUGCGAUCUCAGCCACGUCAUUAGGUGCUGCAAAUUCGUUGAUAUACGGCCUGGACAAGGAAACUCUAGGAAAACUGACAUUGCGGGAAAUAAAGAAUGCAUGGCUCAGUCAUUUCCCACCUAAAGCCAAGGCGGGAGAAUACAGUACAGAGAGCAAGACCGGUGACUCUCAGACCGAGGCGAAAAAAGCAUACAGCGACACCAUGUCAUCGGGAGCCUCCCAGACAGAGGUCAAACUGCAGUACAGCAUGGAGAUCUACUCAGUGUCUGCUCAGUGUGACGGCAGCACGGCGUCAGACAAAAUGCCGUCCAGGCGUCAGGCAUCAAAUCUCCCAUAGCGACAUCAGGAUAGGGCGUUGCCUCAGAUCUGAAUUCCGCCAUGUUGGGAGUGACGUGAAGAGGCAUACUCCUUUCAGCGCAUGCGCCGUUCUCAAUAUUUGCAUUACAUCACUGCCACCGCAAGACAAGCUUGUCCUUCGGAGUCUGUAGGUCUCAUGUAGGCUUGUUUCGUGUCCUUGCGCGGACCAACUUAAUAAGUAAUUAAAUUGUUUCAGGUAUUGGUUGGAAACAUGUUGUGGAUACUUUUGAUAAAUAGAGAUAAUUAGAGGUUGAGACAGAGAUGUUUGUGUUUUCUGACAUCACUUCCUGCAUGUCUCAUCACAGUGACCCCAGUGACCUUGGCGUUGUUCAAGAUUGAUUUCUGUGCAGAGUUUGUUCAUGGUGGCAGUGAUUUAAUGGGGAUGUUUGAGAGCGGCGCAUGCGCUGUAACUGGUAUGGUGAGGACGUGGUCUAAGACUCAGUCAGAAGCAGCCGCAUCAGUUUUGACGUCAAAACCAACCGCAUCAGUUUUGACGUCUAAACCAACCGCAUCAGUUUUGACGUCCAGGGGUCCAGGGGUCCAGGUCGAAGCUCUCUAGUCUCUGGCGUAUCUGAGGAAAGCGAAACUACGGUAAAUUGAUAGACAAGUCCAUUCCGGUUGAAUGUUUCUAACCUAUGUGGUCAAAUAAUAAAAUAUACGGCCUUAAUUGCUCAGAUUGUUAAAACACUAUCUAACAUGGACUAACAAACCCUUUGAUAUGUCGUACAUUCGAAUCCAGCUGUUGCUGCUUCGAUUGUGGAUUUGUCGAUCAGGAUUUAUUGGAUUACCUAGCGAAUGUUGGUAGUUUCCUCCGCCCAAAAAGCUGAUUUCCGUCGUAUAAGUGAACAAUUCUAGAGUAAAACACCAAUCAAAUGGAUAAAGAAACGCUCAAAUAGGAAUCAAUUGCUGUUGAAGGGAUAUAAAUCCACCUUGUUUAACACCGUUCUUAACAAGACACGAAUGUAAAAUGAACAAACAUUCUCUCCAUUCCGCCCAAAACAAAGUUUUAACCAACAAAGAAGGGACAAGGCGAAUGACAACCUUGUUUCCUUUAGUCGUGAAAAGUAGCUUACAAAGCAUUCACUUCAACGUGACCGAGCUAUGGGUAGACCAUGAAAGGCAUACACAUUGUGCACCUGGUAGGCCUACUUAAUGUAAAGGGGUACACCCCAUUAGCACAACCACUCCCUCACCACCCCACCUACCCACGCACACAAAUAUCUAUGCAUAUCUGUAAAAUAACAGCAAUGAUUUUUUUUCAUAUACCUGUUAAAAGUUUCAAAACUACAAUUUCUUAUCGCGAUACAAAGGAAGUUUAAUAGUAUGCUUGUUUGUAGUUUACAAAGCUGCAUAUUUGCCUGUAGUCUAUACAUGUAACUGUGACAAUGGUCUAAAAAUAUACUGAGCAAAAAGGCUGGAUAGUUGACAAUAUCGCCUUGCAGAGAGACCAAACUUUCUGGAACUCAAAAUGACCAGCAAGUAAUUUUUGCAUUUUUUUUACUUGUAUUUAUUUUAAUUCAAAUCCUCGCUCUCAAGUCGGGACCGGUAGAUCCAGGAUCAAUCCUUGAUCGAGUCACACCUAAGACUUUAAAAGAGGAAGUUGUAACUUCCUCGCUUGGCGUUCAGCAUGAAGGGGAUAGUGCAACGACUGGUUGACCCGUAUCUGUAUAAUGGCUCGGGCGGGGCGUCUUAAUUGCCUUCGGUAAGUCGUCUUAGUGAAGCAGCACUAAAUAAAAGAGCGGUGGAAAUCCGUCCAGCAACAAGGAGGCACAUUACACGUACAUGCACCCUAAUGAUUCCUUCGUCGUCAUAUGACUGAAAAAUUGUUGAGUACGACGUUAAACCCCAAGCACUCACUCACUCACUCGCUCUCAAGGAUUUCAGCCUACUGAAUUGGCACAUAAAUAUUGAAGGAUGCUCAUGUGACAGAGCACGUAUAUUCGUCCAAUCAGAAUAAUGUGAUUUGUCCCCAUUAAAUCCGGAUGUGAGUGGGAAGUGUCAGCGGAAAGCCUUCAGUACCAUAAACUUCUCGUCACCUAUUCUACAACAUAAGCGUAACGAAUCAUAUUCCAGUUUAAUAAAGAAUUUUAGGGAAUAUGGCGAUAUUUUUAAGGCGAAUGCAAUUUUGUACGACCUCAUAAAAUAGGAACCGUUAAGUGUCGAAUGUUCAAAUACACGAGCAUGGAGAGCAAAAUUAAAUCAGCGAGGACAGUGUAAUAAUUUGCAAAUGGCUUCAAACAUUACCUUGCCCAUGAUGCAAGCAAUGUCCUAACAUGUGGUCCUCCUGCAUGUCGUAACAGUUGACUUCAUAAUUCAGUUUUUAGUCGGUUUCUCUUGCGAUGAUGUACAUAGUUGAAUCCUUAAAAGGCAUUUUAAGAUUAUUGUAUUAUGAUUUUCUCCUAUGUUAGAUGAUUUAAUUAUUCGCUCAUACAUUUGUUCAUUCACUCUACAUUCAUUCACUGUACAUAAUGCUAUUUUUUACUCCAAGUACAGGUAGCUUAUACUUUUAUUUAUUUUAAAGGCUAUAUAUUCCUAGAUAAUAAUAGACUUAUUUUAACCGUUUAAAUAAAGGUUUAACGAUUUAAACCUGUGAACACGUAUCAUAUCAUUUUGGU
Messenger RNA from Liolophura sinensis, 3290 nucleotides. RefSeq lists its product as uncharacterized. The transcript has 8 exons. Gene Ontology annotation, cellular component: plasma membrane. Lineage: Eukaryota; Metazoa; Mollusca; Polyplacophora; Chitonida; Chitonidae. The record is from RefSeq and is a predicted model, not a curated record. The coding region runs from base 53 to 655 and encodes 200 amino acids. Gene Ontology annotation, molecular function: G protein-coupled receptor activity. Gene Ontology annotation, biological process: adenylate cyclase-activating G protein-coupled receptor signaling pathway.